AUGAAAUCUUCUAAAAAACAAACUGCUACGAGAGAAAAAGUGUUGCACAUGUAUUGCACCGCGUAUAUGAGUGAGCAUCGGAACCAAGUACCCGCUUUAGGAACCGAAUCUACCAUGGAACCACCGGUUUCGAAACCAGAACUGCAUGUUCCGGUUAUAUGGUUCACUCGAAAAAUGACGCAAGAUGCUGGAAUGAAAGACCAAAAGGUUCCGACGUCGCCUUCUAGCUCUCUUUCAUCUAUGUCUCAUGGCAUUUUACAGCAUUUUAAAAAAAGAGUUGUUGAACUGAUUGAGGGCGGAGCUUACACUGGUAAAGUUCGUUGGAUUUUGAGAGCCGUUAGCAUUACAAUCGCGUUAAGAUGGCGGUUAAAAGUUUGUGUGAUCUAUCCGUUCCUUAAUUUUGCCCUUACAACUGGAUCGGAAGCACACUCUCGUUUAAUUUCAUCUCUUCCAAAGGAUGAUGAUCAUGAGAUGGAAGUUGAUACUGCAUCUUCUGCAACUCAAGGUACUGUUAAUCACUCCCAUGAGAUGGAGAUCUACUGUUACUUCCUUGUGCUGAUAUUCCUAAUUGAUCAGAAAAAGUACACUGAGGCUAAGGCUUGUUCUUCAGCAGGCAUUGCCAGUUUGAAAAACCUGAACAGCAGAACAGUUGAUGUUCUGGCAUCCAGACUUUACUUCUAUUACUCUCUUUCUCAUGAACUUAGCAACAGUCUCUCUGAAAUUCGUGGUAAUCUCCUUGUUUUGCACCGGGUUGCUAGGUUGCAUCAUGAUGAAUUGGGGCAGGAAAGACUCCUAAACUUGAUACUUCACAAUUACCUUCAUUACAAUUUGUAUGAUCAAGCAGAGAAGUUUAGAUCAAAGGCACCACCUUUUGAAGGUCAUUCAAAUCGCCAGUUUUGUCGUUACCUGUUUUACCUGGGUAAAAUUAGAACGAUUCAGUUAGAAUACACAGAUGCAAAGGAAUCUCUUCUCCAAGCUGCCCGAAAAGCCCCUGUGGAGAGAUCCCUUGGUUUCCGGGUCCAAUGCAACAAGUGGGCCAUCAUUGUUCGUCUACUUCUUGGAGAGAUUCCUGAACGAACCCUUUUUAAGCAGAAAGGCAUGAAGAAUGCAUUGAGGCCUUACUUUGACCUCACAAAUGCGGUUAGAAUUGGAGAUCUGGACCUAUUGAAAACUGUCGCCGAGAAAUUCUCCACCACUUUCACCUCCGACCGAACUAACAACUUAAUUGUAAGACUCCGUCACAACGUCAUAAGAAACAGACUCCGCCACAUCAGCAUCGCAUACUCGCGUAUCUCUCUUGCUGACGUGGCAACCAAGCUCCGUUUGGACUCCCCAAACCCAAUUGCAGAUGCUGAGAGCAUCGUGUCAAAAGCCAUCCGUGAUGGUGCCAUCGAUGCCAUGUUGGAUCAUGCAAACGGAUGGAUGAUUUCUAAGGAAACAAGAGACAUCUAUUCAACAAACGAACCAAAAAUUGCUUUCAAUUCUAGAAUUGCCUUCUGCUUGAAUAUGCAUAAUCUGGCUGUACGUUCCCUUCGCUUCCCGCCAAAUUAUCAUAAGGAGCAACAGGUCGAUAGCGAUAGCGAUAGCGAUACAUCCGAUGAAGAAUAUGAUGACGAAUAUUGA
Molecule: messenger RNA, 1623 nt
Organism: Lactuca saligna
Lineage: Eukaryota; Viridiplantae; Streptophyta; Magnoliopsida; Asterales; Asteraceae
Source: the annotation of a GenBank genome assembly